AUGGUGAUAUCAUGGAGAUGGCAUUUCCCAUGGCCCGAAGUCCAUUUAAAGCGGGACAGCGUCGGAUUUUCGAAAUGGUUCUCAGGUGAUGGGCUACUGGACGUUGCAGUUAAUGAAGUGAGGAAGGAUUGA
This is a messenger RNA of Sclerotinia sclerotiorum 1980 UF-70, 132 nucleotides long. RefSeq lists its product with no specific name. The record is from RefSeq and is a predicted model, not a curated record. NCBI's taxonomy places the organism in Eukaryota, Fungi, Ascomycota, Leotiomycetes, Helotiales, Sclerotiniaceae. Bases 1 to 132 code for a protein of 43 amino acids. The transcript has a single exon.